AUGUCGAGGUCUCCGAUUGAAGCACCACAACAUGUGCUAGCUCUUCUGAACAAGCUUCACAAACUCUCGAUCGAGCAGGAAGAUCGAAUCAAAGGCGAUAAAGCUCGUUUCGUUUCAACAGACGCCUCUCUCGACGAUCUGAUGCGUGAUAAAUUCAUCGCUCUCGACGAAGAUAAAUGUCACUUUGUCUACCAACUCAUCCGUGCGAUGGGCGCCACGAGUGUCAUCGAAGCUGGAACCAGCUUUGGUGUUAGUACCAUCUACCUCGCUCUUGCUGUUAGAGAGAACAAGAAAAGCCGAGAUGGAGCCAAGGUCAAGCCCGGGGUCAUUGCUACGGAGAAUGAACCGAGUAAGGCAGCUAGAGCGCGUCAGCACUGGGCACAAUGCGGGUCUGAAGUAGAAGCAGAAAUCGAUUUGCGAGAGGGCAAUCUCCUGGAAACACUGGCUACGGAUGUAGAGCAGGGAGUUGAUCUGCUUUUGCUCGAUAUAUGGACACCUCUCGCUUUACCAACGGUCAAAGUCAUCCAAUCAAAGUUGAGGCCUGGAGCGGUGAUACUGACUGAUCACACACUCACGGCUGCUGCCGGUUAUAAGGAGUUGUUGGACUACUUCGAAGCACCGGACAGCGGUUUCCAUAGUUUAACUCUUCCAUAUUCAGGUGGCUUCGAGAUGACAGUGUAUAACCCUCGGAAGUAG
Molecule: messenger RNA, 696 nt
Organism: Lentinula edodes (shiitake mushroom)
Lineage: Eukaryota; Fungi; Basidiomycota; Agaricomycetes; Agaricales; Omphalotaceae
Product: putative O-methyltransferase
Exons: 3
Coding region: 1-696 (231 amino acids)
Molecular function (GO): O-methyltransferase activity
Source: RefSeq, a predicted model, not a curated record